Bipolaris victoriae FI3 is the source of this 255-nucleotide messenger RNA. RefSeq lists its product as hypothetical. The record is from RefSeq and is a predicted model, not a curated record. The transcript has a single exon. The annotation marks the transcript as partial. Lineage: Eukaryota; Fungi; Ascomycota; Dothideomycetes; Pleosporales; Pleosporaceae.
CAGCAUCCAGUCCGCGCGCCUUGCCAGGCCGUCCCCAAAAGCCAUGUUUCCCCCUGGCUGCCACCCUCCUCUACUACCCGCAGCAAGCUGGUUUUGAGCUCACAAUCCAUCGGUCGCGUAAAGCUGCUCCACGCCUCCGCCCUCGCUCACUCAACCCAGUCUCUCGUCUUCGCCCGGCUUGCUACUGCUGCUCUGCGGUUUCAACUGGCACAAUCUCCCCAAUGUGUUCAUCCUAGUCCUUCACUGUCAUUAUAG